Molecule: messenger RNA, 3975 nt
Organism: Eimeria necatrix
Lineage: Eukaryota; Apicomplexa; Conoidasida; Eucoccidiorida; Eimeriidae
Product: SRS47A, putative
Exons: 1
Coding region: 1-3975 (1324 amino acids)
Biological process (GO): intracellular signal transduction; peptidyl-serine phosphorylation; regulation of cytokinesis
Cellular component (GO): spindle midzone; chromosome passenger complex; spindle microtubule
Molecular function (GO): ATP binding; protein serine/threonine kinase activity
Source: RefSeq, a predicted model, not a curated record
AUGUACACCUCAGCCACUUCUGGGGGAUCUUCCCCUCCCGGGGCUGCUGCUGCUGCGCUGCUGCAGUGUGGGGCCCCACAGACCCCACAGGGGCCCCCCGAGCCCCAUGCAUGCGCCUGCGCCUGGCGGCGGCUCUCUGCUGCCAGCCUCGUUGGGGGGGGCCCCAGCAGCCUGCUUGACCAGUGGUUAGCUGCGCAGGGCAGCAGCAGCAGCAGCAGCAGAGGGGAGGGAGACGAGGCCUCAGCAGCAGCAGCAGCAGCGGGGGGAGAAGCAGGCAUUAAAGAGCCCUGGGGUGCUGCGGGAAGCGCUGCUGGCGCAGCAGCAACAGCAGCAGCAGCAGCAGCCGCGGCAGCUGCAGGGGCUGUCGACGGCACGUCGCUGCCUGCCACAACAGACCCUCCACAAGAACACUCAGCAGCAGCAGCAGAAGCAGCAGCAGCAGCAGAUGCAGCAGCAGCAGCAGCAACAGCAGCCUCUGUGGGCUGGAAGCUGCAGCUGUUCAAGGCAGCCAUUUGCCUCCAGAAGCGCCGCCAGGAGUUCAACUGCAGGCGCAGGCGGAGCCUCAUUGCGCUCAUACAGCACGCAGCGCAGCAGCAGCAGCAGCAGCAGCAGCAGCAGCAGGAGCUGGAGCAGCAGCGGGAGCAGCAGGAGCAAGAGCAGCAGCAAGAGCAGCAGCAGCAGGCCUCGUCUGCUUCGCCUGGAUCCAUAGGAGCCGGCCCAGGGCUGCGAACUGAAGACCUGACUCCGCUGGAGCAGCAGCAGCAGCAGCAGCAGCAGCAGCAGCAGACAGCAGCAGGGAUUCCUCUAGAAGCAUCGAAAUCACCUCAUUUUCAGUAUGAAAACCCUGAAGACGCAGCAGCAGCAGCACCUGCUGCUGCUGCUGCUGCUGCUGCGUGUACGAACUCUGUGCGGCGGCGCAGCGCCGUGCGUCGUGUCCCCCUGAACAGCAGCAGCAGCAGCAGCAGCAGCAGCAGGAAGCGGUGUUCGGUGGGCUCGCUGGGGAGGAAGAAGGAGCUGCUGCAGCUGCUGGCUGCGCUGCAGCAGCAGCAGCUGCUGGGGCCCCUGCGGCUGCAGCAGCUGCGCAUGCAGCUGCAGCGGGAGGCCCUCGUGGGGGAAGGCGCUGGGGGCCGCGUGUGGCUGGUGCGGCACAAGAAGACGCAGCAGCAGUUUGCCCUCAAAGUGAUCCCGAAGGCGAGCCUGGCGAGCAGCAGCAGCAGCAGCAGCAGCAGCAGCAGCAGCAGCAGCAGCAGCGGCGCGGGGGCGGCGAGCGCGUGGGCGCAGGUGUACGCGGAGCGGCAGCUGCUGGCCCGCAGCAAGGUGUCUAGACACCUCGUGAAGCUGCAUGCAGCCUUCCAAGACCAGCAGCAUUUGUUUUUGCUGCUGCAGUGGGGGGGCCCCCUGAGCCUGGGGGCCCUGCUGCAGCAGCAGGGGCCCCUCCCCGAGGCCCGGGCCCGCUGCUGCGCAGCACAACUCGCGGGGGCCCUGCAUGCAGUUCACAAGUUGGGGUUUAUUCACAGAGACGUGAAGCCCGCAAACCUCGUCUUGGACAAGAGGGGGGCCCUCCGCCUCGUGGACAUGGGCCUCGCCGCCAGGGGGGCCCCCCGCAGGCCCGCAGCAGCAGCAGCAGCAGCAGCAGCAGCAGCAGCAGCGGCGGCGGCGGCGGCGGGGCGCCCCGCGGCUGCUGCUGCUGCCGAAGCAGCAGACAGCCACGCCGCGCGCCUGCCGCCGCACACACAGCAGGCCGACGCCAGCGGCGCAGUCAGCAGCAGCAGCAGCAGCAGCAGCAGCAGCAGCAGCAGCAGCAGCAGCAGCAGCAGCAGCAGCAGCAGCGAGGGCUGGGAGGAGGCUCCGGAGUCUGUGGGGGAGUGGAGGUUCAAACAGCUGUCCAGGGGGGCCCCCCUCUUGGCCGUGGGGACUCUUCUUUAUAUGGCCCCGGAAGUGGCUUUGCUGCAGCAAAGAGACACUUCGAACUUCUCCAAACUGUCUCCUAAAAGGGCCCCCAGCAGCAGCAAAACGAACCCGCCAGCAGCAGUUGGGGGGCCCCUACGGGGGCCCCAGACGGGGGCCCCAGAGGGGACCCAGCGGCCCCAAACGGGGGCCCCAGAGACCCAAAAGGGGCCCCAAGAGGGGUCCCGGGGGCCCCCAAAGAUCGAAGAGGGGCCCCUAGGAACAGCGGUCCUAGGGGAGCCCCCAGAAGGGGGGCCCCCAGAAGGGGGGCCCCCAGAAGGGGGGCCCCCAGAAGGGGGGCCCCCAGAAGGGGGGCCCCCAGAAGGGGGGCCCCCUGGGGGUUAUUCAAGCAAAGCAGAUUGGUGGAGCUUUGGGGCUGUGCUGUUUGAGUGUCUCUUUGGCUUCCCGCCGCUGGGCCGGCUGGUGCUGCCCCGCCAGCUGCAGCAGCAGCAGCAGCAGCAGCAGCAGCAGCAGCAGCAGCAGCAGCAGCAGCAGCAGCAGCAGCUGCAGCAGCAGCAGCGGCAGCUGGGGGACUCCGCGAGUAAGAGCCAAGCAGCGGAGCCUUGUGGGGACCCGACGGACGACGUGCAUGCAGGAGGAGACACUGCAGCAGCAGCAGCAGCAGCAGCAGCAGCAGCAGCAGCAGCAGCAGCAAAGGCCUCAGACCCUCCUUUUAUGCCAGUUGUGGGGGUCGCCAACCCCGAGUUGAUUAUUUGCAUGCUGCGAAACUAUCAAAAGUAUAUUACUUUGCCUCCCCCCCCUUUUGUAAUUAGGGGGGCCCCCCAAAAGGAGGCCCUGGCGCAGGAGGGGGCCCCUGGAGGGGCCCCCUGGGGGGCCCCCGUGGGGGCCCCCUGUGGGGCCCCCGGUGGGGCCCCCGGGGGGUCCUCUGAGAGGUUUCCUGAGGAGUACCCCUGGGGAGCCUCUGGGGGGGCCCCUGGGGGGCCCCCGGGGGGGCCCCUAGGGGGGCCCCCUGGGGGCCCCCCGGGGGGGCCCCCCACAGUGUCUGCAGAGGCAGUUGACCUGCUGCAGCAUUUGCUGUGCCCCCAAGAGUGCAGAUUUGGUUAUAAAGAAAUAAAGAGACACCCGUGGUUUGCAGGGUACUGUUGGAGUUCAAAGAAAAAGAAAAAAGGAGACAAAAUAAAAGCAAAAGGAGACAAAAAGAAAAUUAAUAAAGACAAAAGGGUCCAAAAACUGUACCCUCACUUCCCCCCCCUCACGUCCCCCAGCAGCAGCGCCUUCUCCUCGGAGACAGAAGAGACAGAAGACUCAGCAGACGAGCAGGGGGCCCCCCUGUGGGGCCCCACAGGGGGCCCCCCCGACCCCCUGUGGGGCCCCACAGGGGGGGCCCCCGACCCCCUGGGGGGCCCCACAGGGGGGCCCCCCGAUACCCUGUGGGGCCCCACAGGGGGGCCCCCCGAUACCCUCGCGCAGCCCCAAUCCGAGUGUCGGCAAGACAGCAGCGCUGCUGCCUUCAUGGGGCCCUCGGAUGCAGCAGCGAGCCCAGCAGCAGCAGCAGCAGCAGCAGCAACAGCAGCAGCAGCAACAGCAGCAGCAGCAACAGCAGCAGCAGCUGACUCUGGAGAAGCCAAAGACCUCGGCAACCUUGUCAGGGAGCCGGAGCCCCCUCUCUCUAUCUGCUCCUGUGACUGCAAGGGGGCCCCCCAGGGGGCCCCCCAGGGGGGCCCCCAGGGGGGCCCCCAGGGGGUCCCCCAGGGGGGCCCCCAGGGGGGCCCCCAGGGGGGCCCCACUAGCCGCCAAUGGCGUCUUGACUUUCGCUUUUUAGGCUUUGAAUUUGACAGCCAGCAGCAAGAAGCUCUAGAGGCUGAGCAGCAGCUAAAAGCAGCAAUCCGGAGGCACUGGGGGGCCCCGGGGGCCCCCCAGGGGUCCCCAAGGGGGCCCCCCAAGGGGCCUUCCGGGGGGCCCCCAAGGGGCCCCCAGGGGGCCCCCAAGGGGCCCCGCGAAAAGGCAUCGUGGAGGCAGCAGGGCAGGAGCGGCUUUGAGGGAAAUGCAACUAAAAGUCGAAAGUAA